Messenger RNA from Colletotrichum godetiae, 774 nucleotides. RefSeq lists its product as uncharacterized. The transcript has a single exon. The record is from RefSeq and is a predicted model, not a curated record. Bases 1 to 774 code for a protein of 257 amino acids. Lineage: Eukaryota; Fungi; Ascomycota; Sordariomycetes; Glomerellales; Glomerellaceae.
AUGUUUUGCUCGGGAAACAGGAUAAUCUUUUCCCAUAGUCAGCUUGCUCUUCGUCUCAUGAGUACCUUAGUUGCUAGAUGCAGCAGCACCAAGCAGCCCACAUCACCUAUGACUACAUCUCGGCCGCUUGGCAUGAAGCGCAUCCGAGCCCGGCGUGGGGCCGGAUCCCCCACCGGAAGCACAAUAACGUGGUCAUCGAAGACAGCCAGCCUUAAACAGGAAGCAAUAAGCACGCCCACAAGCGGUGAACCUACGGUAAAUGUUGCCAAGACUCAAACAUGUGCCGAACGUGGAUCCGUCAAGGUAGGAUUGACAGGUGACCACCGACCCGGUUCAGCAAAAACUCGACUGCUCCCCGCAAUCCCCGCAUCAUCCAACUCGGUCACGACACCACCAUCGGGACUAAGCAACGACUCACAUACAACUUUAUGGAUCCAGUGCCAUGGCUGGAGGUUCAUUGACGGUCCAGGAUACAGCUAUUGGAGCUUUGAGGAUUCGUUCGACCCCGCCAGGACAGAGGUAGGGCCGACUCAGACCCCAGGCCUUAGUCCCAGGACUUGGAAUUCAUCAACGCCGACCCAUACCACUAUUCCCAAAAGUCACGUUUUCAAUCUGUCGAUGUGGAUACUGCGGGAUGUCCGGGGUCUCCGCGUUCAUUCCAUUGGAUUUAAGACCCGAACAUGUCCCGGAUUUCAACCUCGAGAUGACCCUGGUCAGAUUAGACGUUGCCACCUUGCCGCUCGAUGGGACGAACUUCUGGGGGUUCUAGCUUGA